Molecule: messenger RNA, 1688 nt
Organism: Cucurbita maxima (winter squash)
Lineage: Eukaryota; Viridiplantae; Streptophyta; Magnoliopsida; Cucurbitales; Cucurbitaceae
Product: DNA-dependent metalloprotease WSS1-like
Exons: 5
Coding region: 134-1378 (414 amino acids)
Source: RefSeq, a predicted model, not a curated record
GUCCCCAACCAGGCUGCUGUUCAUUACGAUUUCUUGCCGUACGAGCGAAUCCAAAAACUCCCGCCAACUCUCGAUCCAGUUCUUCCACUUCGCCCUAGCCGCUUCGGGGUUCCGAAGAUUUUUCUUCCGUAACAUGGAUGUGGGCGACCUUAACAAAGUUUGGGAAAUUAAAGCCCUGAAGAAGGCUGGGGAGAAAGAAGCUAAGGAGAUUCUGGAGAGAAUUGCCAAACAAGUUCAACCCAUUAUGCGGAAACGCAAAUGGCGAGUCAAGGUCCUUUCGGAAUUCUGCCCAAAAAAUCCUGCACUUUUAGGAUUAAAUGUGGGACGUGGAAUUCAUGUGAAGUUGAGGCUUCGAAGGCCAAAUAGGGAUGGAGAUUUCUUCCCCUUCAAUCAAGUUUUGGAUACAAUGUUACAUGAGCUUUGUCACAAUCUCAUCAGUCCUCACAAUGCCAAUUUCUACAAGCUUUGGGAUGAACUUCGAAAGGAAUGUGAGGAGUUGAUGGCUAAGGGAAUUAGUGGCUCAGCACAGGGCUUUGAACUCCCGGGGAGGCGUUUGGGUGGUAAAUCUCAACAACCCCCUCUCUCUUCCCUCCGCAAAUCUGCCUUAGCCGCUGCAGAAGGAAGAAAACGUUUGGGAUCUCUACUUCCUUCUGGUCCUAAUCGGCUUGGUGGUGAUAGCAACAUCAUGGAUGCUCUAAGUCCUGUACAAGCAGCUGCAAUGGCUGCAGAAAGGAGGCUUCAGGAUGAUAUUUGGUGUGCUUCAUCUCAAGAAAUGCCUGUAGAUGAGGAAUGUUGCUCUGAUUUUCCAUCAGAAACGGCACAUUCCUCUCACGCAGGUAAAUCAGGGCCCUCUAGCAAUUUAAGUAUUCGUGUGGAUGCAUUACACCAGAAAAGAAAUCGUGAAUCAGAAAAGAGUUCCAAUAUGUCUUCCCGUGGUCAUUUGAGACCUGAUUUUGUUGAUUUAUCUGAAGACGUUUUAAUCCCUGGGUCCUCUGCCGUCUAUGAUGAGGAACCAAAAAAGCGAUACAAAAUAUCAGAUAGAGUUAUAUUUCCCCAACCUUGUGCAGAAACUAGCGCAAUAGAUUUCCCCUGUUUAUCCUCUAAUUCGAUGCCAAUUCACGAUGGAACUCUUCAUCCUGAAGAACAUUCCAUGUGGGAGUGCGGGAAUUGCACCUUACUGAAUCCACCACUAGCUCCAAUAUGUGAGCUUUGUUUGUCACAAAAAUCAAAAGAUGCUGAUACCAAGUACAGAUUCUGGUCGUGUAAAUUCUGCACUUUAGAAAACAGUGUGAAGUUGGAAAAAUGCUCAGCUUGUGGUCAAUGGAGGUAUUCUCAUGGUCAGCCAGUGUCGACUCGAGGACCGAAUCUCGGCACUUGAGGGGCUGCUGAUAUAUCCUGGUGAGACUUUUGAACUUCUUGAUAAGUUAGACUGAUUUCUAGGAAAAUUAAGUUGCAUCUAGCCUUUUGAAAUUUGGAAUGCUUCUGUUAUUUUCCUACUGAGAGAAUAUCCAAUUGAGUAACUGAUGCAGUUCAUUUUGGUGUUCUUGUCAUUCCUUGGAUCAACUCAAUAUGUAAUCAGCAUAUGGUAUUAUCUUAGAAGAGCCUGAUGAAUUUUGUGUGAAACUAAGGAAAUUUUUUGUCAUCCAUUUUGGAAUUGAGCUUCAUAGAAAAUUUUGUUCUAUUGUUGA